Ilex paraguariensis (yerba mate) is the source of this 957-nucleotide messenger RNA. The record is from the annotation of a GenBank genome assembly. Lineage: Eukaryota; Viridiplantae; Streptophyta; Magnoliopsida; Aquifoliales; Aquifoliaceae.
UUCUUCUUCAUCUCCUCUUUCAAGUUUCAAGUGUUGGACAUUUAGCAAAUUUUCUCAGAGCAUUGCUUACGAUCGUUGUCUUCUCUUUGCUACAAAAAAAAGGUUAUAAUGAUGAAGAUCGACUUUAGUGGGCUGCAAUCGACUGCAACAUCUUGUGGCCCAAACAAUGAAUUGUUUGAUGGGAUUUCAACUGCCCCUUCAUUCCAGAUUCCGGGCACUACUGAUUUUGAUGGAUUUCAGAAAGAAGCUAUCCAAAUGGUGAAGCCGGCGAAGGGAACCACCACUCUUGCUUUCAUUUUUAAGGAUGGUGUAAUGGUCGCUGCUGAUUCUCGUGCCAGCAUGGGAGGCUAUAUCUCAUCACAAUCUGUGAAAAAAAUCAUUGAAAUUAAUCCUUAUAUGCUUGGCACGAUGGCUGGAGGAGCUGCUGACUGCCAGUUCUGGCACCGAAAUCUGGGCAUCAAGAAUUUCCGUUACUGGGGCUUUCAAAGUUGCUGGCGAAAUAUUCUAUAUUCUUAUCGGGGAAUGGGUUUAUCUGUUGGAACCAUGAUUGCUGGAUGGGAUGAAAAGGGUCCUGGCCUGUAUUAUGUGGACAAUGAAGGAGGCCGGCUGAAGGGAACAAGAUUCUCGGUUGGAUCUGGUUCCCCAUAUGCUUAUGGUGUAUUGGAUGAUGGGUGUUUGAACAAAACAGGCUCUUUCAUUCCUGUCCAUUCAGGAAAAGGGCUUAAAGAGAAGGGAGAGAAAAGAAGGGGGUUGAAGAAGCGGCAGAGUGGUAGACGAGCUAUUUAUCAUGCAACAUUCCGAGAUGGAGCCAGUGGUGGAGUUGCUAGUGUUUAUCAUGUGGGACCUGAUGGAUGGAAGAAGCUAUCAGGCGAUGAUGUUGGAGAGCUUCACUACAUGUAUUAUCCUGUUGAACCAACAGCAGUGGAACAGGAAAUGAUUGAAGUGUCUGGGGCCUGA